Messenger RNA from Nannospalax galili (Upper Galilee mountains blind mole rat), 5283 nucleotides. It is a transcript of the gene Mturn, whose product is annotated as maturin, neural progenitor differentiation regulator homolog. NCBI's taxonomy places the organism in Eukaryota, Metazoa, Chordata, Mammalia, Rodentia, Spalacidae. The record is from RefSeq and is a predicted model, not a curated record. Gene Ontology annotation, cellular component: cytoplasm. The transcript is spliced from 3 exons. Bases 188 to 583 code for a protein of 131 amino acids. Gene Ontology annotation, biological process: regulation of signaling; positive regulation of megakaryocyte differentiation.
AGCCGCGAGCGCAGUCCGGGCCACCGCCCCCGUACACACCGCGUGUAAACAGUCCCGGCGGCGGAGCCCGGAGCUAGGGAGCCCCGGAGCUAGGGAGCCCCGGAGCUAGGGAGCCCCCGGAGCCCAGGGAGCCCCGGAGCCCGGAGUCGGGCCGGGUGGGCGGGUGGGAGCGCGGGGCGGCGCCGCGAUGGAGUUCCAGCAGCUGGCGGACGUCGCAGAGAAAUGGUGCUCCAGCACGCCCUUCGAGCUCAUCGCUGCCGAGGAGACCGAGCGCAGGAUGGACUUCUACGCCGACCCGGGCGUCUCCUUCUACGUGCUGUGUCCCGACAACGGCUGCGGCGAUAGUUUUCACGUGUGGAGCGAGAGCGAGGACUGCCUGCCCUUCUUGCAACUGGCACAGGAUUACAUCUCCUCCUGUGGCAAGAAGACACUCCAUGAAGUCUUGGAAAAGGUCUUCAAGUCCUUCCGACCUUUGCUGGGGCUUCCAGAUGCAGAUGACGAUGCAUUUGAAGAGUACAGUGCAGAUGUGGAGGAAGAGGAGCCAGAGGCAGACCACCCCCAAAUGGGAGUCAGUCAACAGUAAACCCCUAAGGUCACCUUUCAGAAGGAGAGUAAGCCCUGUGCUCCCCUAGGUGGGGUCAUGUGCUCCUGGGGUAGCGUUUGCAUUAGCUCUUCAAACAGGACAUCUGGCUCCUGGCAUCCAAAUGAAAAUGAAAUAUCUUUUUAAUGACCACACAAUAUCUGUGAUGAGCUUUGCUCAGAAGUGACCUGAAUUUUAGCCCAGCUUUGGCAGGGUUUCUAUGGAGAUGUCUCAGUAGCCUUUGCCACUUUGAAGUUAGAGUCCAUUUUGUGGCUGCCUGUUCCCUCUUGAGUUUAUGUUGGAGAAUUAACAUGUGCUGACUGAAAUGUCGAGAAUUCUGAAUGGAUUAAGGCUGUGUUUUGAGUCCUCACAGGUGAUCCUGCUGAGGAAAAGCAUGCCAGAGAAGAGAUGCAGUCUGCACUUUUUUAAAUGUACCUUUUAAGAGUCCCUAAGUGAAAGGUUUUGCUUCUAGAGCAUGAGUUUUAAUAUCUGAUUGUUAACUGCACAAGUGCAAGACAAGGACAAAGGCAGGUCAUCUCUUGACUUUGAGUUUGGAGCACGAGGGCAGCCGAGGCACCUCGAGUUUCACUAUCCUGGAUGGGAACUUGUCACGUAGCAGCUACUGGUUACUGUAACUGCUCUGUGCUUGUUCAGUUGUUUUUAAACAUGCUGAUUCCAAAGCCACUUUUAAAUUCUGAUGGUGGAAAGUAUAAAUGGGGUAAGAGAUCCAAAUGAUUGAUUUCUUUAAGCUCUCUAUGAACCCACAUAGGAAAUGAAACUUUACCUUAUCUCUUUAUAAUAAGAUGACAACUUGUUGACUCAUGAAAUAACCAGAAUCUAAGUAAGUGCCCCUUAAUCUUUGAAGCCAUAGGUAAAUUUAAUAGGAAAAUAAACCAGAAUAAAAAAAUUUAGUGUAAUGAAAUCCUUUACUUUCUUAAUAUUUAGAGAACGUCAAGAAAAGGCUCCUAUUGUGUAAUUUACUUAAAAUUAUAAACAAAUACUUCAGAGGACCUAAUGGCAGUGAAUUUUUAAGGUAAUACAUACAAAAAUGGGAGUUUUCAUUAUGGGAUAGCUUGGUUAAAAGGAUGUUUUAACGAUAGGGUACCCAGACAGCCUCCAGAAGCAACUGCUAUUGUAAUUCAGCCAGUAAAUUCUUACCAGGACAUCCUCUCUAGUGCCAACAUAUCAGGUUCUAGUAACUUGGGAUGCCCCCUUACAGUACUUGAUUCCUCCAUGCAUCCAGGUUGGGAAUGUUUCUAGCAUAUACACCUGUGCCCGGUAGGUUAUCAACCUUUUAAAUAAAAACAGAAAAAAACAGAACACUGCAGUGGCAGAAGUUAGUGUGUCUUGCAGGCACAGGGGAAACCCAAACGCCUAGGCGUUUUCUAUUUAGUACCGUCAGGAGUCCAGCUGCUCCUGGGUGAAUGGUACAGCUCAGAGUUCAGUCACUGGCUGAAGGUGCACAGUGAUUUCCAUCUGUGCUUUGGAGCCCACGAUUUUCCCCCCUUGGGAAAACACAUUAAAGAUUAAUUUCAAGCCAGAUGAAUUUCCUUGAAGUAGCAAAGCCAGACUUAGAUCUUCUCUCAGGGUGUAAAGUUCUGUCUUUGUCAUCCUGCAGUGCCCCAUUGUAUCCACUCACUGCCGAGAACACUGAGUGCCACAUCCUAUAGGGCACGGAGCUCCAUAUCUUGUAGAUGUGGCCCAAGGUUGGUAGCCUCCUUUUUAGCACAGUGGGCCACCUGAAGGAUCUGUGAGGCAAAUAAAGAAGCCAAAGCUGUUUGUUCCAUUCCAAGGUAACCUGGAAUUUUACAUUACAGGUGUCAAAUUAAAUUUACAAGUGUUUGAACAUUAAUAUGAAAUGGAUUUUUUUAAAUCAAAAAAAGUAUUUAGACUUUGACUAAAUACAGUUUGUAUCAUGUUGAUGUUCUCUGUAAAUCUGAGCUGAGAUACCUAGCCAUUCAGUGGGCUGGUGAGAAUCCUAGUCUUUGUUCUGCCCAGGGCCAGAGGAGAGAGAAAUACCCCAGAUGUGGCUAAUUUCCAUGGCAAAACUCAGAGGCAUCAGCACAUCCUCCUCUUGUACAUAACCCUCCCAGAGCGCUCCUGUGUGUACACAUGCACACACUCUCACUGUGGGUGUUCUUAUCCCAUCUGGGGUCAAGGCUGAACAGCCUGUGGUCAGUUAUGAAAACAGUACCAUGGUGGGACAAUGUGUCCUUUCCCUACAGAUGUGUUGUCAGGAGCCUGGUGUGGGAGAAGGGUCUCUGGGAGUUAGGAAAGACACUUGGUUCUAUAUUUGACCCUGCCAUAGACUUUGUGACAUCAGCAAGUCAUUUAACUGGUCUGUGAAACAAUGGUAUUUGAUCUUCUGGCUUUAAACACAGUUGUAUUUUGCUUUAGGAGGAAGUAUGUGUACAUAAGAGCAACAAUCAAGGACGCUUAGGGACACAAGAAGGAAAUAAUUUGGAAUAUUGCCAAAGGUGAUAUUCUUAAGAUACUGGCCAUGAGCUACUUUAGAAUAUGUUGGCUGAUGGAUGUCCAAAUCCCUGGGGCCUGGGGUAGGUUCAAACCCAGGUGACUGAUGAAAUUCUGUUGCUUUGAAAAGUGGGUAAGUGGUGGCCCCAAAAUAUGGUUUGUCUCAGCUGUACCUUGCUGUGCGUGUGUGGGGCAGAGCUGUUGUCUGCGCCUGAACACCGGAGGCUUUGGAGGUGGUCAGCAGUUAGCCUGAGGGAAGAUUGGCACGAGGAAUAGCUGGAAAAGAGUUCUUGGUGAGCGCUUUGCUUGCCAUGUCAUUCAGGAAAGAGAAAGAGACAGUGCCUGGGUUGGGGCAGUGAGAACAGAAACAGAGAGCGAGAACGAAUAUAUGAGGGAAGGGUUGAUUGCUUAUUGAUCACUGUGACCAGCUGUGAAAUCAGAAUGAUGCCUGUGACAACAUUACAAAACCUCAAUCCUCGCCCUGAGUGACCCACUGAGACAUCUUUUAUGUCUGCGCAGUGAUGGCGUUGAACAGACCUCAGGGAGGGAAAUGACGCCCCGUGCAUUGCCAGCACCAGUUGGGAUUUUGUGACUCCAGGCCCACAGCAGCACAUGGUACAUUUUGUUUUCCCUUGGCCAGAGCACAAAACCUCUGCUAGGUGGGAGAUUUUCCUUAGGCCCUGGUGCCAGAGCUAGCUUUGCAAUGUGCUUAAGUGAAAACUCUCUGAGAGUGACCACCAUUGUUCAGCAUAGACAGAACUGUUCUCUAGCACAAUGCAUGUCUGAAUAUUGUUUCAGUUUCACAGGAGCACAGAGUGUGUCCAGGGAUCUAUGAUCCCUGAGUGGUAUUUCAUUUAUAGUUAGGAACCUGUUUUGCAUGUUAAAACUCACCAGUUAGGAGACAGUUUAAACAAAUCUGGUUUCCUGUAGUGAGAGGAAUGUAGGAAGGGUUGGGUCUUACGUGGGUUGGGAGGAGAUGAAUAAAAACAGUGGGAGAGUUAGGUCGCAGAGUCAGGUCUGAACUGUAAACUGAAGAACUCAGGAGGACACUUACCACCUGAGGUACAGGAAAACUUGUUUCCCUGUCUCUCUAGAGGCCUGCUUUCCUCAGAGACUAGUGUUGAGAGAAUAUUGGUAACUGUUUUGUAACUUUCACUACACGCACCUCCCAGGACACAGCAGGUGGUGGAAUUCCUGGUGGAAUUCUUUUCCUUCAUAAACCCAGCUGCCAGUCAGAGAAGCCUGUCCUCAGGAGUGCUGACAGACCCGAGGGACUGCAGUCCCAGCUGGAACCAUAAACUACACCUACCCACUCCAUUGGGCGGCAGGAAGAACACAGUGAUACUGGAGUGGGGACUCCACUAGAACAGGCCUUGAGGGAGAUGCUGUUGCCAGUUGCACAUCUUCAGAGAAGCCUAAGAGGUUUUUGUAUUAAAAAAACCCUCUUUCAUAAACUCAGUCGGUUACCUUGGUUUAAUGGUAACAGGUAUGACAUAAGAAGCCAAAUUCUUUUAGGUUUCAUACAGAAGUGUAAAACUUGCUUGUGGUCCAAGGUAAUGGCCAUGAAUGUUUCAUGUUAGAAACCCCAUUCACCACACUGCAAGACUGAGUGGUUCCAAGCCGCUUAAAGGGUAUGCCAAGCUGCAUAGGCAUUAACAUUCAGUUUGCUUAGAACCCUGUUCGAGUUGUUCGAUAUUAGGCAGAAAGCUGGCUCUGGUCUUCUUAGACUACAUUUCCUUCAGCUUUCCUUUUGUUUUUGUCUCUCAAGAUUCUCUUUUAGCAGGUACCUUCUGACGUGGCAUGAAGUUGCAAAGCAGUGCUUUGCACAGAUGCCAGUUUCUUAGAGGAGUAAAACCUUCACUGGGCAAGACUGAACCCAGCCAUUGCUGACUUCUGUAUGAGCAAGAUUUAGCCAAAUACAGAGAAGCAGAGCAAGGAAGAGGCAAAUUUAAGGGACUCGUCUGUUUCUGGUUUUUUAGACAAGAAGUGUUUCCUGCAGGCUGUGUGUGCUUUCUUUCCUUCGUGGUUCCCUUCAAAGAAAUUGCUUGUAAAUGACAAACUGUGAAAUGAGUUGCCAAAAACUGUUGUCCUUUGUUAGAUGCCUCAAACAGAACUGUGUAAAUUCUCUUUGCACCCUGUCCCAUCUGCUCCCUCCUCCCUCCUCUGAGAGCGAGGACCACAUCUGAGGAUGUAAUUACCGUGAGCUUGCUAUUAAAGAGCCUUCCAAGCCC